Molecule: messenger RNA, 3537 nt
Organism: Procambarus clarkii (red swamp crayfish)
Lineage: Eukaryota; Metazoa; Arthropoda; Malacostraca; Decapoda; Cambaridae
Product: circumsporozoite protein-like
Source: RefSeq, a predicted model, not a curated record
AUGGUUCAAGACCCAGCCUCAGAUGGGUUCCUCCACCAUACAAGCCUCAAGACCCAGCCUCAGAUGGGUUCCUCCACCAUACAAGCCUCAAGACCCAGCCUCAGAUGGGUUCCUCCACCAUACAAGCCUCAAGACCCAGCCUCAGAUGGGUUCCUCCACCAUACAAGCCUCAAGACCCAGCCUCAGAUGGGUUCCUCCACCAUACAAGCCUCAAGACCCAGCCUCAGAUGGGUUCCUCCACCAUACAAGCCUCAAGACCCAGCCUCAGAUGGGUUCCUCCACCAUACAAGCCUCAGGACCCAGCCUCAGAUGGGUUCCUCCACCAUACAAGCUUCAAGAGCCAACCUCAGAUGGGUUCCUCCACCAUACAAGCUUCAAGACCCAGCCUCAGAUGGGUUCCUCCACCAUACAAGCUUCAAGACCCAGCCUCAGAUGGGUUCCUCCACCAUACAAGCUUCAAGACCCAGCCUCAGAUGGGUUCCUCCACCAUACAAGCUUCAAGACCCAGCCUCAGAUGGGUUCCUCCACCAUACAAGCCUCAAGACCCAGCCUCAGAUGGGUUCCUCCACCAUACAAGCUUCAAGACCCAGCCUCAGAUGGGUUCCUCCACCAUACAAGCCUCAAGACCCAGCCUCAGAUGGGUUCCUCCACCAUACAAGCCUCAAGACCCAGCCUCAGAUGGGUUCCUCCACCAUACAAGCCUCAAGACCCAGCCUCAGAUGGGUUCCUCCACCAUACAAGCUUCAAGACCCUGCUUCAGAUGAGUUCCUUCAACUCGACCUCAACCACAUUUGUGAUGAGCUAGUUACAUUUAAUUUUAAUUUGUCAAUCAUGCAGCCCCACACCCAUUCAGUGGGCGCCGGUGGCAACCAUUACACGAAUCAGGCAACGAGCCAUUGCAGGCAACCACCAAUAUUGCAACAACUGAAGUUAACACAAGAACAGUGUGUUCCAAGACCCAGCAACAUCCUCGUGUGGCAGGCAAAGUGUGCACCUCAAUCAGCCUCCUACAAGCCAGUCCCCAGGGCCAGGCAGGGGCCCUCCUACAAGCCAGUCCCCAGGGCCAGGCAGGGGCCCUCCUACAAGCCAGUCCCCAGGGCCAGGCAGGGGCCCUCCUACAAGCCAGUCCCCAGGGCCAGGCAGGGGCCCUCCUACAAGCCAGUCCCCCAGGGCCAGGCAAGAGCCUCCUACAAGCCAGUCCCCCAGGGCCAAGCAAGGGCCUCCUACAAGCCAGUUCCCCAGGGCCAGGCAAGGGCCUCCUACAAGCCAGGCCCCCAGGGCCAGGCAAGGGCCUCCUACAAGCCAGUCCCCCAGGGCCAGGCAAGGGCCUCCUACAAGCCAGCUCCCCAGGGCCAGGCAAGGGCCUCCUACAAGCCAGUUCCCCAGGGCCAGGCAAGGGCCUCCUACAAGCCAGUCCCCCAGGGCCAGGCAAGGGCCUCCUACAAGCCAGUUCCCCAGGGCCAGGCAAGGGCCUCCUACAAGCCAGUCCCCAGGGCCAGGCAAGGGCCUCCUACAAGCCAGUCCCCAGGGCCAGGCAAGGGCCCUCCUACAAGCCAGGCCCCCAGGGCCAGGCAGGGGCCCUCCUACAAGCCAGUCCCCAGGGCCAGGCAGGGGCCCUCCUACAAGCCAGUCCCCAGGGCCAGGCAGGGGCCCUCCUACAAGCCAGUCCCCCAGGGCCAGGCAGGGGCCCUCCUACAAGCCAGUCCCCCAGGGCCAGGCAAGGGCCUCCUACAAGCCAGUUCCCCAGGGCCAGGCAAGGGCCUCCUACAAGCCAGGCCCCCAGGGCCAGGCAGGGGCCCUCCUACAAGCCAGUCCCCCAGGGCCAGGCAGGGGCCCUCCUACAAGCCAGUCCCCCAGGGCCAGGCAAGGGCCUCCUACAAGCCAGUUCCCCAGGGCCAGGCAAGGGCCUCCUACAAGCCAGGCCCUCAGGGCCAGGCAGGGGCCCUCCUACAAGCCAGUCCCCCAGGGCCAGGCAGGGGCCCUCCUACAAGCCAGUCCCCCAGGGCCAGGCAAGGGCCUCCUACAAGCCAGUUCCCCAGGGCCAGGCAAGGGCCUCCUACAAGCCAGGCCCCCAGGGCCAGGCAGGGGCCCUCCUACAAGCCAGUCCCCCAGGGCCAGGCAAGGGCCUCCUACAAGCCAGUUCCCCAGGGCCAGGCAAGGGCCUCCUACAAGCCAGGCCCCCAGGGCCAGGCAGGGGCCCUCCUACAAGCCAGUCCCCCAGGGCCAGGCAAGGGCCUCCUACAAGCCAGUUCCCCAGGGCCAGGCAAGGGCCUCCUACAAGCCAGGCCCCCAGGGCCAGGCAGGGGCCCUCCUACAAGCCAGUACCCCAGGGCCAUGCAAGGGCCUCCUACAAGCCAGUUCCCCAGGGCCAGGCAGGGGCCCUCCUACAAGCCAGUCCCCCAGGGCCAGGCAGGGGCCCUCCUACAAGCCAGUCCCCCAGGGCCAGGCAGGGGCCCUCCUACAAGCCAGGCCCCCAGGGCCAGCCUCGUCCGUGCCUCGCGCAGCCAGCCUCGCCCGUGCCUCGUGCAGCCAGCCUCGCCCGUGCCUCGUGCAGCCAGCCUCGCCCGUGCCUCGUGCAGCCAGCCGGAAGUGGCGCGGGCCCGGGGCCAGCCGGAAGUGGCGCGGGCCCGGGGCCAGCCGGAAGUGGCGCGGGCCCGGGGCCAGCCGGAAGUGGCGCGGGCCCGGGGCCAGCCGGAAGUGGCGCGGGCCCGGGGCCAGCCGGAAGCGGCGCGGGCCCGGGGCCAGCCGGAAGCGGCGCGGGCCCGGGGGCAGCCGGAAGCGGCGCGGGCCCGGGGGCAGCCGGAAGCGGCGCGGGCCCGGGGCCAGCCGGAAGCGGCGCGGGCCCGGGGCCAGCCGGAAGCGGCGCGGGCCCGGGGCCAGCCGGAAGCGGCGCGGGCCCGGGGCCAGCCGGAAGCGGCGCGGGCCCGGGGCCAGCCGGAAGCGGCGCGGGCCCGGGGCCAGCCGGAAGCGGCGCGGGCCCGGGGCCAGCCGGAAGCGGCGCGGGCCCGGGGCCAGCCGGAAGCGGCGCGGGCCCGGGGCCAGCCGGAAGCGGCGCGGGCCCGGGGCCAGCCGGAAGCGGCGCGGGCCCGGGGCCAGCCGGAAGCGGCGCGGGCCCGGGGCCAGCCGGAAGCGGCGCGGGCCCGGGGCCAGCCGGAAGCGGCGCGGGCCCGGGGCCAGCCGGAAGCGGCGCGGGCCCGGGGCCAGCCGGAAGCGGCGCGGGCCCGGGGCCAGCCGGAAGCGGCGCGGGCCCGGGGCCAGCCGGAAGCGGCGCGGGCCCGGGGCCAGCCGGAAGCGGCGCGGGCCCGGGGCCAGCCGGAAGCGGCGCGGGCCCGGGGCCAGCCGGAAGCGGCGCGGGCCCGGGGCCAGCCGGAAGCGGCGCGGGCCCGGGGCCAGCCGGAAGCGGCGCGGGCCCGGGGCCAGCCGGAAGCGGCGCGGGCCCGGGGCCAGCCGGAAGCGGCGCGGGCCCGGGGCCAGCCGGAAGCGGCGCGGGCCCGGGGCCAGCCACGCCACUUUCAUUUUAAGAGAAUGGCCUGCUAA